Molecule: messenger RNA, 3342 nt
Organism: Peromyscus maniculatus bairdii (prairie deer mouse)
Lineage: Eukaryota; Metazoa; Chordata; Mammalia; Rodentia; Cricetidae
Gene: Hap1
Product: huntingtin associated protein 1
Biological process (GO): mitochondrion distribution; protein targeting; neurotrophin TRK receptor signaling pathway
Cellular component (GO): mitochondrion; cytoplasmic vesicle; dendrite
Molecular function (GO): myosin binding; signaling receptor binding
Source: RefSeq, a predicted model, not a curated record
CAGUGGAGCCCGCUCCGGGCACAGGUUAUAAAAGCUCGGCUGCGGCAGCCCACUGCGGAGUCAAGAUGCGUCCGAAGGAACAGGUGCAGAGCACUGCCGGGGACGGGACGGGGUCGGGGGACCCAGCAGCAGGGACCCCCGCGACCCAGCCUGCCGCCAAUCCGGCCCCGGAGCCCUCGGCGGAGCCCAAACCUGCUCCGGCGCAGGGAACCGGGUCCGGACAGCGAGCUCCAGGAUCCCGCACCAAGACAGGAAGCUUUUGUCGGUCCAUGAUAAUCGGCAAUUCGGACGCGCCAUGGACCCGCUACGUAUUCCAGGGGCCUUAUGGUCCCCGGGCCACUACCCUGGGCAAAGGAAAGGCCGAGGGAAUCUGGAAGACGCCAGCCGCGUACAUCGGCCGGAGGCCUGGCGUGUCCGGCCCUGCGCGCGCGGCGUUUAUUCAAGAGCUCCAGGAAGCACUGUGCCCUAACCCACCCCCCACGAAGAAGAUCACCGAAGAUGAUGUGAAAGUGAUGCUCUAUUUGUUGGAAGAGAAAGAACGAGACCUGAGCACAGCCGCUCGCAUCGGCCAGUCCCUGGUGAAACAGAACAGUGCUUUGAUGGAGGAGAAUAACAAACUGGAAACGAUGCUGGGCUCAGCCAGGGAGGAGAUCUUACAUCUCCGGAAGCAGGUAAACCUGCGAGACGACCUCCUUCAGCUCUACUCGGACUCUGAGGAGGAGGAGGAGGAGGAAGAGGAGGAAGAAGAGGGGGAAGAGGAGGACCAUGAAGGAAAGCGGGAUCAAGACAGGCGGCAUGAUCAUCCUUAUGGUGCCCCCAAGCCGCCCCCUAAGGUGGAGUCACAGCACCACUGCCCACAGCUGGAAGCCCUGCAGCAGAAGCUGAAGCUGCUGGAGGAGGAGAAUGAACACCUGCGGGAGGAGGCCUCCCACCUUGACAACCUGGAAGACGAGGAGCAGAUGCUCAUUCUGGAGUGCGUGGAGCAGUUUUCUGAAGCCAGCCAGCAGAUGGCAGAGCUCUCGGAGGUGCUGGUGCUCAGGCUGGAGGGCUACGAGCGGCAGCAGAAGGAGAUCACCCAGCUGCAGGCCGAGAUCACCAAGCUACAACAGCGUUGUCAGUCUUAUGGAGCCCAGACUGAGAAACUGCAGCAACAGCUGGCUUCUGAGAAGGGAGUCCACCCAGAGAGCCUGCGAGGGAGCUCCCACGUGCAGGAUUAUGGGAGCAGGCUUCGUGAGCGCCAGGAGGAUGGGAAAAGCCAGCGCCAGCGCUCCUCGGGUUCCGUCACCCACUACGGAUACAGUGUGCCUCUGGACGCACUUCCGAGUUUCCCAGAGACACUGGCUGAGGAGCUCCGAACAUCUCUACGGAAGAUCAUCACUGACCCUGCGUAUUUCAUGGAGAGAUGCGACAUCCGUUGUAAGGAGGAGCGAGAGCAGGGGAAGGGGGGGGUGCCACCGCCCCCACUGCCGCAAGAUCUCAAGCCGCCUGAAGAUUUCGAGGCUCCGGAGGAGCUGGUGCCUGAGGAGGAGCUGGGGGCCAUCGAGGAGGUGGGGACGGCUGAGGAAGGGCUUGCCGAAGAGGCAGAGCAGGCGUCUGAGGAGACCGAGGCCUGGGAGGAGGUGGAACCAGAGCUGGAUGAGGCCACGAGGAUGAAUGUGGUGGCCUCCGCCCUGGAGGCCAGUGGCCUGGGCCCUUCACACCUGGACAUGAAGUACGUCCUCCAGCAGCUGUCCAGCUGGCAGGAUGCCCACGCUAAGCGACAGCAGAAGAAGCAGAAGGGGGCCCCGAAAGACUCCCCACCGGCCCUGCAGCAAAAAAAUCUGGGGGGCGGGAUCGUGGAGCAGCAGCAGCCCGGGGUGCAGACCCAGGACUCGCAGAGGCUGGAACAGGAGAGGGCCACUCACUCUCCCAGUCCCAGGGAGGAAGAGGGGCCUUCUGGGGCCACCUAGGCCUGGGACGAAGGCCUCUGCCAGCAAGGGCCACAGGCGGACCAGUCCCCCCGGGUGAGUGAGGGACUCCUAUAGGGUGGUAGGGUGGGUCAGGGUCUCCUUUGCCUAUCUAGAAACCCUGGAGUUCCAUGCUCUGAGGGCAGGCUUUUUCGGCUCUGCCUAUGAGGAGCUGUCCGUGAGUUCAGAUGACUUGGCCCUGGGUCUUUUCCUUGUGAUAGUUCCUCUUGUCUACACACCCCUGUGGAUAGGUAUAUGUGACCGUGCACCCUGUAUUAGAAAAAGAACCCGAGGUUCGGAGAGCUGAGCUGACUUGUCCAAGGUCCCACAGCCAGGAGCAGAGCUGAGCCUGUGUCCGUCUCCGGAGUAGUGAGACCAUGGCCUGGGCUCACUGCUGUGCACAGCUCCUGCGCACCACCUGACGUUUUUAACUUGUUGGCAGCCUUCUUUCAUGCUGGCCAGCUCUCUCUCUCUCUCUCUCUCUCUCUCUCUCUCUCUCUCUCUCUCUCUCUGGCACCAGUGGGUAGAAUAUCACUGGCUGCAGCACAGUAAGACUGUGCAGGUUGUAAAUGGAGUCAGCAUUUCUGUGACUGACCGGGGGAGACCUGAAUACUGUCCCUGGCGGUUUUUUUUUGUCGUCUCCUGACACACCCGACCGGGUCUGAGGUGGGUCAGGCUCCUGGUUCACACCCCCCUCUUCUCUUCCAGGCGUUGCUCUUCCCCAGCAGCCUGCAGAGACCCCACAGAUAGCUUGAGACCCCUCCUUGUACUGCCUGGCUAAGUCACACCCUUUCUUCCCUUCCUCUGAACCGACCUCACGUCUGCCAGCAGGCCUAUCUCUGUCCUGACGGGCCUGGGCCCAAGCCUCCACCCUCUUCUAGGACAGGCUGAAAGAACCCUAGUCCUUCAUUCCAAAACUGGCACCAAAGCUGUGGCUCCUGGGGUCCCAGUGGCGGAAGCAACCUGUGGGCAGAUUGGCUGGGUACCAGACCCAGCUCUGAGAUGGGUGUGAGUGGGUGGGUGGGGGGCAGGUCCUUAGGGUAGGCAGUUAUUGGGAGGACCCCCUCUACUCCUUAAACUGCUCACAUAAAGGGACCUCCCCAGCCCUGGUUGGCUUUCGAACCCGGCUCUUUCUGCUGUCCCUCAUCCUCCUGUUCCUAUUGCCGUGUGUAACGUGAAGUGUACCUGAGUGGGGGUGGUGGAGGGGUCCCUCCCCCAGUGGUGUCUCAGUCUCCUGUGGCCUGUGAGUUCCCCUGGAUUCUGCCCUUUCCUACAUCUUUGCUCAUCCAUAGCUGUGGCCUCGGUCCCUGCCCUGCAGUGCCUCAAAGUCUUGUAGCUUGUCAGCCUUUGUAUUGAUGUGUGUGCCAACGUGGAAAUAAAGAACUUGUGAGCUACC